Molecule: messenger RNA, 819 nt
Organism: Dictyostelium purpureum
Lineage: Eukaryota; Evosea; Eumycetozoa; Dictyosteliales; Dictyosteliaceae
Exons: 2
Coding region: 1-819 (272 amino acids)
Biological process (GO): sterol biosynthetic process
Molecular function (GO): C-4 methylsterol oxidase activity; iron ion binding
Source: RefSeq, a predicted model, not a curated record
AUGGAUUAUCUUUCAUUAAAAUUCAUCGAACCAUAUUGGUUUAGUUUUGUAGAUUAUUGGGGUGAAGACUUUCUCAUUACUUAUGGCACAUUUAUUGCCCACGAAGUCUUUUACUUUGGCUCCUAUAUUCCAUUCUUUAUCUGUGAUUUUAUCCCAUACUUAAAAAAAUAUAAAAUUCAACCAAAUAAAGAAAAUAAUAUGAAAUUACAAUUUAAUUGUGUAUUAAAAGUUGUUUUAACUCAUAUUUUCGUUCAAUUACCAAUGAUGUAUGUUUUCGACCCAGCUAUUAAAGCUUCAGGUUUAAGUGCUAGAGCUCCAUUACCAUCUAUUCCAUAUUUAUUAUUAACUAUAAUAUGUUCAUUCAUCAUUGAGGAUUUCUAUUUCUAUUGGGUUCACAGAGCUUUACAUCAUGGUAUCUGGUAUAAAUACAUUCACAAGGUUCAUCACGAUCAUGCUUCUCCAUUCGGUAUCACUGCCGAAUAUGCCCAUCCACUCGAAACUUUAAUUCUUGGUGCUGGUACUGUCAUUGGUCCAUUCAUUUUCUCUCGUGACCUUUUCACUCUUUGGGUUUGGUUAGGCACUCGUUUAUAUCAAACUGUUGAAUGUCACUCUGGUUAUGACUUCCCAUGGAGCAUCACAAACUUAAUCCCAUUCUGGGGUGGUGCUCAUUUCCAUGAUUUCCAUCAUGAAACUUUUGUUGGUAACUACGCUUCAACCUUUACCUAUUUAGAUAAAGUUUUUGGUACCUCAUCUAAAUAUUAUUCAAGACAACAAAUCAAAGAAUCAAGAAAGCAUGCAGCCCAAGGCAAAUCUGAAUAA